GUUCACCGAUAAUAGCCGAAGUUGUAAGGUGGCGAACGCGACUAUUGAUGCGAGUGAGACAGAGGAACCGUAUGAGUGCGCUAUAGUGAAGCGACGUCACUGUCGUCGAAUACGUGCAAAAGAAAAUCGGGGUGAUUUCAAGACGCUCACGUAUCUCGUCCCUUAAACCAUCUUCAUUCGCAAAAAAGUCCUCUGUCAAAGUGCUGUGUUCUUCGCACGCGUCUGUGUAUAAGAUUUCCAGAAGAAAAGAGAAAAAACUAGUACGUAUACUCGGUCGGAGUAGCAAGUAGUGCGAUGUAUUACGUGUGUGCCGGCGUCUAGGAUCUACGUUCACGUUCUCGCGUAAUCGGUGACUAUUUAUCGCGUCGGUUAUACUAUUCGUGUUAUUGUUCCCGUGGGCAAAAAGUAGCCAUGCGAAAAAGCGAUAAAUCAGUAAGUGGCCUGUGGCAGCCAUUUUCCAGAUGAGUUUUCCCCUUUCUUUCGAUAAGCAAAGUGCGCUAUGUCGUGAAAGAGAAAGAAAUCGCAAAGAAGAAAACCGGUGCUUUUAUUAUGUGUUGCGAGGUACGUUGAAAAUAUUCGUUGGAGCAUAUAAGAAAGAAUUAUCUAGGGAAGUAGCAAAGAAGAACGCUCGUUUGCGUGUAUGCGUGUAUGCGAUCAAGUCUGAGUGGGGGAGGGGGGGUGAACAAUACAGAGACCCCCCAUUGCCGUGUGUUCGUCUGUUCGUAAUCACGUAUUACGAGCGUUCCUGUGACUUCAUGAUGUCAGGCCUAGUUUACAAGUAGAAAUUCAUUUUCGUCUCGGUAACCUGAAGCGAAUCGCGCGAUGAGAAAACGGCUUUAAGUAUUUUCACCGCACAACAGGUACACGAUUUAUCAUAUGGCUCCUUUUCAUUCACGGGGCUAACAUAACCUCACCAUUCUAUUUGUUGACUAACCAAUUGCCACUGUUUCUAGAUGUGUUCUUAUUUGUGGGGUUAAUUAGAAUAUCUCAUUCUAUCAUUAUAAAUGAUUAUGUGGUAAAAUAGUGUUGUGGGAAUAAGAUGAUUCUAUUGGUGUAUUACCAUUGAUCAGAUCUAAGUUUACUUGUGCGUUCAGAGUGAUUACUUUGGUGAAGACUUUAGUGAUGUGAUGUAACAGAACAAGUUGGAUAUCAGUGUAAUAAUGUAGCGGCAACUUUACAGAUGGAUAAACAGGGAUGACUGAUAAUUGCUGGAAUUCUGGUGGUGAUCUUUACGUUUUGAAGUUGCCCGAGUCCGAAUAUGAUGAAAUCCGGUGUAGAAAAGCGCUGGCGUCAAGAUGGAGCACUUUCAGGCCGCCCUGGACCCAAGGAAGCAGGAGUUAUUGGAGGCUCGCUUUCUCGGAGCAAGGAUGUCUGCUGGGUCACAAAUUCAGAUGGCACCUCAAUCAACCGUAAACUCUGGUCAGUCGGUUCAUAGUCAAGACUCGAACAUGAGCACCGGCUCAUCGCAUAGUGAUAAGGAGGUAGAUCCAAAUACUCCGGAAAAAGUACCAAGAACUCCUUCAGAAAGGAAAAGAAAACGUAAAGCAGAUGAUGGAGGUGGAGGAAUAACAGGAGGACCUAUAGGAAGCAAAGGGUCCAGAUCGGUGGUUGGUCUUGAGAAUAAAAAGAUCAAUGAGUAUUUUCCAAAGCACCACUUAGGCAAUAGUCCCAUUAGGCAUGGGGGCGCUAAGAGUCCCUCCCCUCAACAGGGGUAUCCUAUGUAUCCACCAUCACCUCAACAACUCCUUUCACCGCAAGUAACAACACCCAAUUCUUCGGUGGCCGAAUUUUCUUCACUGAUGCAGCCACCAAGACCUCAUCCUCAACCUCCACCUCCUCCUCCACCAGCCUCUACACAACCUGCAGGCUCAAUGGUCAGCAAGCAGGUGCAGGUAAGGCCUACCAACCUCAGUAGGACAAGCCAGGUCAGGCAAGCGAAGACUAACACCCCAAAUACAGAACUUACUUGCCAGAGGAUACAGGAAUUCGAAACCCAAGCCUCGUCGGAUUUAGAAUUACGAAAUAAUAAAAUUGAUGAAUUAAAUAGAACAACAGACGAACUUAGGCAUCAAAUGGCUAAUCAGCAAAAAGUAAUCGAGCAGCACAAAUCCCAUAUAAAUAAGUGUAUAGAUGUUGUAAAGAAAUUACUGAAAGAAAAAUCAAACAUAGAAAAAAAAGAGGCUAGACAAAAAUGUAUGCAAAAUAGACUAAGGUUGGGUCAAUUUGUAACGCAAAGGGUGGGCGCGACGUUUCAAGAGAAUUGGACGGACGGUUAUGCGUUUCAAGAAUUAGCAAGACGGCAAGAGGAGAUAGCGACUGAACGUGAAGAAAUUGAUAAACAAAAAAAGCUUCUACUGAAAAAGAGGCCGUCGAACAGUGAAACUGGUAGAAAACGUAGUCAGCCUCAACCUUCGUUGCAUAAUGGCACGGAAGCUACAUUCUUAAAGCCAGAUGCAGUACCUGGAUCUUAUACGUGGCAAGAGUAUUACGAAGCUGAUGAAAUACUCAAGUUGAGACAAAGCGCGUUGAAAAAGGAGGAUGCAGAUUUACAACUGGAAAUGGAAAAACUCGAAAGAGAAAGAAACUUACACAUCAGAGAGCUGAAACGUAUUCACAACGAGGACCAAUCGAGAUUUAAUUCUCAUCCUGUAUUGAACGAACGUUACCUUCUACUAAUGUUGUUAGGAAAAGGUGGUUUCAGUGAGGUGCAUAAGGCAUUUGACUUAAAGGAGCAACGAUACGUCGCUUGUAAAGUGCAUCAACUAAAUAAAGACUGGAAAGAGGAUAAGAAAGCUAAUUAUAUUAAGCAUGCGUUACGAGAGUACAAUAUACAUAAGGCUCUUGAUCAUCCUCGCGUUGUGAAAUUGUAUGAUGUGUUUGAAAUUGACGCCAACUCUUUUUGUACUGUCUUGGAAUAUUGUGAUGGCCAUGAUUUAGAUUUUUACCUCAAGCAGCAUAAGACUAUACCAGAAAGAGAAGCAAGAUCUAUUGUUAUGCAAGUUGUAUCUGCAUUAAAGUACCUCAAUGAAAUAAAACCCCCAGUCAUACAUUAUGAUUUAAAACCAGGUAAUAUAUUAUUAACCGAAGGUAAUGUUUGCGGAGAGAUAAAAAUUACAGAUUUCGGAUUAAGCAAAGUAAUGGACGAAGAAAACUACAAUCCAGAUCAUGGAAUGGAUUUAACAUCUCAAGGAGCUGGUACCUAUUGGUAUGUACUUAGGAGUUAUCAAAUAUCCAGUGGCGUAACUAGGUUCCAGAGGUAUCUACCGCCAGAGUGUUUUGUUAUUGGUAAAAAUCCUCCUAAAAUAUCGUCAAAAGUUGAUGUAUGGAGCGUGGGCGUUAUAUUUUAUCAAUGUCUUUACGGCAAAAAGCCUUUUGGACAUAAUCAAUCCCAGGCUACCAUUUUAGAAGAAAAUACAAUUUUGAAAGCCACUGAAGUUCAGUUCGCGAAUAAACCAACAGUUAGCAACGAAGCAAAGAGUUUCAUAAGAAGUUGCCUAGCAUAUAGGAAAGAAGAGCGCAUAGAUGUAUUGACAUUAGCUAGACACGAAUAUUUACAACCUCCAGUGCCAAAGCAUGGCCGGCAAGCGAAUAAUCAACAGCAGCAGCAGCAGCAACAACAAAUUCAGCAACAGCAGCAAACGUCGUUUAGCAUUGGCAUGUUUAGUGGUAUGAACGCGUCGAGCAGUUCGUAGUGGAAAGGAACUAAAGGGAGAAAUCUUCGAUACGCUGAUACAUGCCAAAUCUUGAACACUGAACUGCACACCAUCUCAUCUUAGCGAUUGCUAUAACGAAUUGUAAAUAAAAAAAAAGAAACCGGAAUAGUAUCACCACUACCACCUCCACUUAUCACCACCACACCUCUACAACUACACUUACAGGCCGACAACUACAUAGGACAUUUGCAAGAGAGAUGCGAGACUGGUCGCCGCAAGUCCAGGAGCCUUGCGUCUUUCUAGAAGACAAGUUUAUUCAGCAUGACAAAAGAAAACGAAAAAAAAAAAUAAUAAUAAUGAUAAUGUUGUGUUCGUAAAUAUUCAAUUGUAUUAUCGUUCCUUGUAUCAAAACACACAGUGGGCUGACUCGAUAAAUAGUGAAAGAAAACGGAUAAACAUGUGAUAAGUCAUUGUGAAUUAAAAAAAAAAAAAAAAA
Osmia lignaria (orchard mason bee) is the source of this 4149-nucleotide messenger RNA. RefSeq names its product Tousled-like kinase (gene Tlk). Gene Ontology annotation, cellular component: nucleus. Gene Ontology annotation, molecular function: ATP binding; protein serine/threonine kinase activity. NCBI's taxonomy places the organism in Eukaryota, Metazoa, Arthropoda, Insecta, Hymenoptera, Megachilidae. Gene Ontology annotation, biological process: peptidyl-serine phosphorylation; intracellular signal transduction; chromosome segregation. The record is from RefSeq and is a predicted model, not a curated record.